AUGGCGAAAACAUCUCGUAGUAGUAAGGUUCUGCCUCAAAACAUGACCAUUCCAGCUUCAAAUGUCAAGGAAAAUGGUAAAACGUUUCCAGUUGGAAACAAAAAUGGUGAUGUCAGAAUUACCUCCCCUUGCAACUCCAGGCCAGGGACAGCCAACUCGAGCACUCGGAAAUCAGCAUGGGACAGAGCUCGAGAAAAAUACAAAGAGCAACAAGAACAAGUGAAACGCUCAUCAAAGGUGUCACCUAUCGUAGGGGAUGACAGUGUGACUGGCAAGCAAUACAUCAGCCUUGAUGCUGUUAUCAGUGUGUUCAAAUCAAAAAGAUUCACAGAUAUCCAGCUGGAAUGGCUUUUUCAGAGAUAUUUCUUCAAAUUGAAUCAGACUAACUUAUCAAUAUUGAUGGCACUUUUCUGUGUAACAUGUGUUCUCUCGAUAAUUUCUUACUACAUAGGUGGAGCCACAUUACCUGCAAGGGGAGUUAACCUAGGUAUUGCCCUUGUGACGUUUGUAGUGCUAGAGGUUGUUUGUAACCGGGGUACGUUUUUUCAGCAGCAGAUGGUUGUGAUAUGCUAUAUAAAUCUGGUGCUACUCAGCGAGUUUGUGGUUCUUAUGUGUUUAGAUACCGAUCCUGCGUCUGCUACCGAUUCGGCUUGGAGCACCAUCAUCUUCAUUUACAUGCUUUAUACCCUUCUUCCAAUCAGAAUGAGGCUGGCUGUCAUCAGUGGAUUGGGAAUGUCUGUACUACAGAUUGUCUGCUCAAUUGCUAAAAAUUACUCCGAUGUCUUUCUAUGGAAACAGGUUGUUGCCAACACAUUUGUGUUUAUUUGCGCAAACAUUGCGGGAAUAUUCACACACUAUCCUACGGAAGUUGCCCAGCGCCAGGCUUUCUUGGAGACACGUAAAUGUAUCGAGGCCAGGCUGACAACACAGCGUGAAAACCAAGAACAGGAACGACUUCUACUGUCAGUUUUGCCCCGCCACGUUGCCAUGGAAAUGAAAGCAGAUAUUGCAGGGAAACCAAAGGAUACCAUGUUCCAUAAAAUCUAUAUCCAGCGCCAUGAGAAUGUAAGUAUCCUGUUUGCGGACAUGUGUGGAUUUACACAGCUUUCCUCUCAAUGUACGGCGCAAGAACUUGUCCAGCUACUCAAUGAACUAUUUGCACGAUUUGACCGCUUAGCUGCAGACAACCAUUGCCUGCGAAUCAAGAUCUUGGGUGACUGUUACUACUGUGUUAGUGGGUUGCCUGAUCCUCGCCCUGACCACGCCCACUGCUGUGUGGAGAUGGGACUGGACAUGAUACAGGCCAUCUCAUUAGUUAGAGAUGUAACUGGAGCUGAUGUAAAUAUGAGAGUAGGGAUCCACAGUGGGCGUGUCCAUUGUGGUGUCCUGGGACUCCGCAAAUGGCAGUUUGAUGUCUGGUCUAAUGAUGUCACCCUGGCUAAUACCAUGGAAGCAGGGGGCGUACCAGGUUUGGUACACAUAACAGAGGAAACACUCGGCUUCCUAAACGAUUGCUAUGAUGUGGAGCCUGGCAAUGGUGGCGACAGAAACACAUAUCUCCGUGACAACAAAAUCACCACUUACCUGAUCCGUGGAGAUCAGCAGAGAAUUAAGGAAAAGCCAAAAGUCUCCCCCAAGAAAUCUGCCAGGGGACGGCCAAACCAGGGAGUAGAAAAAAGUGCUGCAGCCAAGAGGAUGGGCUUUGAUGAUGAUCCCAAUGCCAAUAUACACCAGAAGUUAGGGUUUGGGGAUCACUUUGAGUCCAAAAACCCAGAAGAUGAAGUGAACGAGUAUCUGGGACGUGCCAUUGAUGCACGAAGCAUAGAGAAGCUACGGUCAGACCAUGUCACAACGUUCUUACUGACCUUCCGAAAGAAAGAUUUGGAGGAGAAGUAUUCGAAGGUGCGGGACACCAUGUUUACUUCACAUCUAUGCUGUACGUUACUGAUGCUGAUGUGUAUAGCUGUAAUACAACUUGUCAUUCUUUAUCAAUCAACAGUUCUAGCAAUAUUUUUUCCAUUAUGUUUCAUCAUUGUCAUCAUUCUGUUUCUCUUAGUACUGUCAGAGUCAUCACAGUACAUGCCUAAAGGACUGCGGUCAGCAGCCACUAAGAUUGCAGUCAAUAAGUGGUUAAACCAACUUGUGACCACGCUGGCCGUCUCCAUUCUCUUUGUGGCAUCUAUAUUUGCCAUGUUUUUCCUUGGAACCACAAGUUACAUUGAAUGUCUUUCAUCCUACUACGGCGCAUCUCCCUCAAGUUUCAACUUAAGCUUGGUACAUUUGGCUAAUAUCACACGAGCAUCAGAAACUAAUAUUUGUCACCAAUCAGACGCGACAACACAUUUCCCUGAACACUUUACAUUCUGUGUUAUGCUGGCUAUGAUUGGCUGUGCAGUAUACGUACAAGCCAGUAGUGUGUUCAAGCUUAUAGUAUUGCUUGUAAUGUUACUAGUGUACUGUAUUUUAGUGGAAGUGUUCUUUGUAAAUUUGUAUGACAAUCGGGAUUUACUAUUGGUCGCAGAAAGUGGGAAGGAGCUGGGUGACCCUGUUUCGUUUAUCCCUCUGAAGUGGGAGACGGUCGCUGUACUUGUGGUGCUGGUUGGAAUUCUUUUUGUACAAACACAACAGGUGGAAUCUACUUCCAGAUUGGAUUUUCUCUGGAAAGUACAGGCAACGGAUGAGAAAGAAGAAAUGGAAAGCCUUCGAGCCUAUAAUAAGAGGCUUGUAACAAACAUCCUUCCUAUUAAUGUCGCAGAACACUUCAUGAAAAAUACUUACAAAAAGGAUGAGGACUUGUACUACAUGGAUUCAGAGAACUCGUGUAUCAUGUUUGCAUCCAUCACUAACUUUUCCGAGUUCUACAUGGAGUUGGAGGGAAACAAUGAGGGUGUAGAGUGUCUGCGUCUCCUCAAUGAAAUCAUCGCUGACUUUGAUGAGGUACUUGGUGACGAGAAAUUUGGGUGUAUCGAGAAGAUCAAGACCAUUGGAUCAACCUAUAUGGCUGCAUCUGGACUCACACCACAGACUAACUUCUCUGAUAUGAGUCACGUUAUUGCUCUGGCGGAAUAUGCCUUCGCUAUUCAGGCACAACUGCAUUAUGUCAAUGAGCAUUCCUUCAACAACUUCAAAAUCAGAAUUGGAAUGAACGUGGGACCUGUUGUAAGCGGCGUGAUUGGUGCUCGCAAGCCUCAUUAUGACAUCUGGGGGAACAGUGUAAAUGUAGCCAGUCGAAUGGACAGUACAGGGCUACCUAACUGCAUACAGGUAACACAGGACAUGUACAACAUUCUUUCUGUCCGAGGAUAUGAACUCAAGUGUCGCGGCAUAGUCAAAGUCAAGGGCAAAGGGGAUAUGACUACGUACUUCCUGACCGGACGUCCAGAUGGCAAAAGUCACAAAGUCAUGCAAACAUAA
Ylistrum balloti is the source of this 3414-nucleotide messenger RNA. RefSeq names its product adenylate cyclase type 5-like. The transcript is spliced from 18 exons. Lineage: Eukaryota; Metazoa; Mollusca; Bivalvia; Pectinida; Pectinidae. Gene Ontology annotation, biological process: intracellular signal transduction; cAMP biosynthetic process; adenylate cyclase-inhibiting G protein-coupled receptor signaling pathway. The coding region runs from base 1 to 3414 and encodes 1137 amino acids. Gene Ontology annotation, molecular function: adenylate cyclase activity. Gene Ontology annotation, cellular component: plasma membrane. The record is from RefSeq and is a predicted model, not a curated record.